This is a messenger RNA of Engraulis encrasicolus (European anchovy), 1812 nucleotides long. RefSeq names its product glutamyl-tRNA(Gln) amidotransferase, subunit B (gene gatb). NCBI's taxonomy places the organism in Eukaryota, Metazoa, Chordata, Actinopteri, Clupeiformes, Engraulidae. The transcript is spliced from 13 exons. Gene Ontology annotation, molecular function: glutaminyl-tRNA synthase (glutamine-hydrolyzing) activity. The coding region runs from base 6 to 1676 and encodes 556 amino acids. The record is from RefSeq and is a predicted model, not a curated record. Gene Ontology annotation, biological process: glutaminyl-tRNAGln biosynthesis via transamidation; mitochondrial translation. Gene Ontology annotation, cellular component: glutamyl-tRNA(Gln) amidotransferase complex; mitochondrion.
CAAUCAUGGCGGCUACCUCAGCAGGCUUGGGAAGCAUGAUACAAAACGUCAACAAAGUAAAACACAUUUCUUGUUUUUCUUCAAGUAUGAUGUCUAAUGGCAUAAGGAGAAGAAGAAUCAGCACAUGCAUACGUCUCUAUCAAAGUCAGCUCAAAACCAAAAAGAAGAGUGUCAGUGUUCCUCAAAGGAUGGUGGGGGUGGUUGGCCUGGAGAUCCAUGCUCAGAUCAACUCCUUGUCAAAACUUUUCUCUGCUUCAGAAGUGAGGUUCUUGGCACCUCCGAAUUCACUCGUAUCGUUCUUCGAUGCAUCUCUUCCAGGCACACUGCCAGUUCUGAAUAAGAGAUGUGUGGAGGCUGCAGUGAUGACAGCGCUGGCUCUCAACUGCUCCAUAAACAGAAAAUCCCUGUUUGACAGGAAACACUACUUUUACGCAGAUAUGCCCGCAGGUUACCAGAUCACCCAGCAGAGGCUGCCUAUUGCAGUGGAUGGCAAGCUGACCUACAGCUACUUGGGAGGUCCCAAGAGGAAUCAGAUGUUGACCAAGAACGUAAACAUCAAACAGAUCCAGCUGGAGCAGGACAGUGGCAAGAGCCUCCACGAUGAGCCACACAACCAGACCCUCAUUGAUCUCAACAGGGCAGGGGUUGGCCUGAUGGAGAUCGUGAUGGAGCCUGAGAUGAGCUGUGGAGAGGAGGCAGCGGCAGCUGUCCGGGAACUGCAGCUCAUUCUGCAGACACUGGGGACAUGCCGGGGAAACAUGUCAGAGGGCCAGCUGAGGGUGGAUGCCAACGUAUCAGUGCACAUGCCUGGGGAGCCGCUUGGCAUCAGGACUGAAGUGAAGAACAUCAACAGUGCCCGAUUCCUGGCUAGGGCCAUAGAUUAUGAGAUACAAAGGCAAACAGACCUGCUAGAGCAAGGUGGAACUGUGCAGAAUGAGACCCGGGCCUUUGACCAGAAAACCAGCACAACCGUUCCAAUGAGAGACAAGGAGGACUUCCAGGACUAUAGGUUUAUGCCCGAGCCCAACCUGCCCCCUCUGCGGGUGUAUGACAGUGCUAGCGUGCCGGCAGGGCUGGACUCAUCCCAGCUGGUGCUGGUGGACCAGCUGCAGGCCGGCCUGCCUGAGCUGCCCAGCGUGCGCAGGGAGAGGCUGGUGCGGACCUACAGCAUCCUGCCAGAGCACAGCUUCACACUGGUGAAUGAUGACGAACUGCUGGACUAUUUUGAGAGUGUGAUGAAGUCGACCAAAGCUGCCCCUUCAAAGGUGAUUGGUUGGGUGAUGAAGGAGCUGGUGGGAUCCCUGAACCAGCAGAAUCUGGAGAUCAGCCAGAGCCCAGUGUCCCCUCACGCCCUGGCUGAGCUGCUGGACCUGUUGGAGGCAGGACACAUCUCUUCUUCAGCUGCCAAGCACGUCUUCACAGAGCUGUGGAAAAGCCCAGGAAAGAGUGCAGAGCAGAUCGUACAGGAGCAAGACCUGGGCCUGCUGUCUGACCCUGUCCAGCUCCGCUCGGUCUGUCAGAGGGUGGUGGACACGCACCCAGAACAGGUCCGAGCUAUUAAGCAAGGAAACCAGAAGGUCCUGAACAAACUCAUGGGUGAGGUGCAGAAGGAGACCAAAGGCCGAGCCAACCCAGUACAGCUGCGUGCCAUUCUCCAGGAGAUGGUUUCAGUCUGAGGGACGGGCCCAGUGGGCGCUUCGUUGGAAUGCCUCUGUGGGGAAAACAUCUGAGAUGGGAGCUCACAGGCCUCAUGGCCCUGCUUUAUGAUAAUGCUAAAACAGUAGUGCUAGUAGUCUGCAUCUGUAUGCAUCA